Messenger RNA from Sorex fumeus (smoky shrew), 3390 nucleotides. RefSeq names its product family with sequence similarity 117 member B (gene FAM117B). The coding region runs from base 1 to 1770 and encodes 589 amino acids. The transcript is spliced from 9 exons. The record is from RefSeq and is a predicted model, not a curated record. Lineage: Eukaryota; Metazoa; Chordata; Mammalia; Eulipotyphla; Soricidae.
AUGUCCCAGCGGGUGCGGCGCAAUGGGUCCCCCACGCCGGCCGGCUCCCUCGGGGGCGGUGCGGUCGCCCCGGCCGGGGGAGCUGGGAGUCGCCUGCAGCCCAUGAGGGCGACGGUUCCGUUCCAGCUGAAGCAGCAGCAGCAGCAACAUGGCAGCCCCACGCGGAGCAACGGCGGCGGCGGCGGCAACAACGGCGGCGGCUGCUGCGGUGGCGGCUCAGGCCCCUCGGGCGGCAGCGGCGGCGGCGGCCCCCGCACCGCUUCACGCAGCACAAGCCCCACGCGCGGCGGCGGGAGUGCGACCGCGCGGACCAGCCCCACGGUGGCCACGCAGACGGGCGCGUCCGCGACGUCCACGCGAGGCACCAGCCCCACGCGCGGCGCCGCGCCCGGGGCUCGCGGGAGCCCCCCACGGCCGCCGCCUCCGCCGCCGCUGCUGGGUACCGUGUCGUCGCCCAGCUCGUCGCCCACCCACCUGUGGACCGGCGAGGUGAGCGCGGCCCCACCCCCAGCCCGCGUCCGGCACCGGAGGAGGUCCCCGGAGCAGAGCCGGAGCUCCCCGGAGAAGAGGAGUCCGAGCGCCCCGGUCUGCAAAGCAGGUGACAAAACACGACCGCCUUCUUCAAGUCCUUCUAGUAUUAUUCGUCGCACUUCCUCCUUGGAUACACUUGCUGCUCCAUACCUUGCAGGGCACUGGCCUCGUGAUAGUCAUGGACAGGCUACACCUUGCAUGCGGGACAAAGCUACUCAGACAGAGGCUGCAUGGGCUGAAGAAUAUUAUGAAAAGAAGAAAGGAUCUCAUAAGCGUUCAGCUUCAUGGGGCAGUACAGAUCAACUUAAGGAGAUUGCAAAAUUACGCCAACAGUUGCAGAGAAGUAAACACAGCAGUCGGCAUCAUCGAGAUAAAGAACGACAGUCUCCAUUCCAUGGCAACCAUGCAGCUAUUAACCAGUCUCAGGCUCCUGUUCCAAAGAGUGCACUUAUUCCAGUACUUCCCAUCACCAAAUCGACAGGCUCUCGGUUCCGGAAUAGUGUGGAAGGUUUGAAUCAGGAGAUUGAGAUAAUAAUUAAAGAGACUGGGGAAAAAGAAGAACAACUUAUACCGCAAGAUAUUCCAGAUGGCCAUCGUGCUCCUCCCCCGCUUGUACAGAGAAGCAGCAGCACACGCAGCAUCGACACACAGACACCUGGUGGUGCAGACCGGGGAAGCAACAAUAGCAGCCGCUCUCAGUCUGUGUCUCCCACAUCAUUCCUCACCAUCUCCAAUGAAGGUAGUGAGGAGAGUCCUUGUUCUGCUGAUGACCUGCUUGUUGAUCCCAGGGAUAAAGAGAAUGGAAACAACUCUCCUUUACCCAAAUAUGCAACUUCACCAAAACCUAACAAUAGUUACAUGUUCAAAAGGGAACCUCCUGAGGGCUGUGAAAGAGUCAAAGUCUUUGAGGAAUGCUCGCCAAAACAGCUUCAUGAAAUCCCAGCCUUCUACUGUCCUGACAAAAACAAAGUGAAUUUCAUUCCUAAAAGCGGCUCAGCUUUCUGCCUCGUCAGCAUCCUCAAGCCACUCCUUCCCACACCAGAUCUUACCCUCAAGGGCUCUGGCCACAGUCUGACAGUCACCACUGGCAUGACAACCACUCUGCUACAGCCAAUCGCUGUGGCCUCCCUGUCUACAAACACAGAGCAGCAAGACCGGGUCUCUCGAGGAACAAGUACAGUCAUGCCAUCAGCCUCUCUCCUUCCACCCCCAGAACCAAUUGAGGAAGCUGAAGGGUAGGCCCCAGUGCUGUGUGUCCAUUGUCCUGGAAAACUGAGAACCUGCUCAGACGACUUGACUGUAACGGCAUCAUGCACUCCCACUUGGCUGUGAUGUGUUCCAGCUUGCCAUGGUGUGACUUCUGGAAGAAAGCAACCCCUCUGAAGGCUCACUCAAGAAAGCCAGUCCUUAGUGCUUAGCCUGCUUUUUCUUUAAGCACUGAUCAGAACAAGGAAAAUCUCUUUACUUUUGGAGCUGAGUAUUCCAUUGUUGGUUUUUGCUUUGUUUCAUUUUGAAAUGAGACUUCUUAAGAGAAAAACAAACUGACCCCUGCAAACCUGAUUCCUGAAGGGAGACGUGAAUGAUGCUGCAAGAACCAUCUUUUAUAUGAAAAUGACUAUUUUAUAAUACCAAUGUUACAUUUUCUGAAACGUAGCAAACAGGAUGUUCAAAAGAUUCUUUGGUGGCCUCUUGUUUCUUGUUUCCCUUUUAGAUACGUGCUUUUCCAGCUGUUUUCAGCAUUGGGACCAAAGGGAUUGUUGACAUUUUCCCAGCAAUCUUAAUCUUAUGACUAUGUUCUUCUCCCAAACAAGAAUUGAUAGGUAAAUGCAUUGAAUACGUAUAUAUGUAUAAAAAAGAGAGAAAAAAGCAAUAUUAGUACAUUAUGUGAUUUAUGUUUUUUUGAUGUCCAAAGUUUGUGCAUUGGGUGAAAUUGUAAAAACUGCUGUUUCUCCUGUACACAUUUCGCCACGUGGUCAGAAAAAUUGUAGUCUGAAGACAAGUGCUUUAAUGUUCUCACUCGUCAUUGGAACUCGGUGAAUGAGUCAAAAGGAAACUACCCAGUGUUGAUUGCUAACUAAGAGUAAAGAGCCCCUUUGGUUUUCUGUGAAAUAAUGAUCACAUGAUCUCCCUUCUUUACUACAGGUGUCAUUCUAUCUUGAAUCAUCACUGUAUCAUAGUCCCAAGAGAUCCUAAGAUGGCUAUGCAUGGAUUUCCUCCUUUGCUUUUGUGAUGUUGUUGUCUUGUGGAUUUGGUCAGGGUUAGUAGUUUGCCAGGAGUGUAAUCCAUUGAAUAGCAAUCCGUAGACACAAAAUCUUGCAGCUGACAUUUUCUUUAUGGUGGUUGGCACUGAGAUGUUUUGCCUACAAAUACUGCUAAUUUUCCUUCCAAUAUACAUGAUGGGGAAAGCAGACAAGAAGAGCCUUGGAGCAGAAUUAAUGGGAACACUUGAAAGAUCCAUAGAGUUUUGGAUUUGGGCUCAUCCUAAUACAGAUUACUGCCAGUAUCAUAUGGCAACAGUAUUUCCUAUUACAGUUUGUGGUGGUAAAACUAAGGAACAAUUCUUUUUAAUAAUGAGUUUCAGCAAGUGGUGUUGAUAAAGAGCAUCUUUCUGAGAUCUUCAUAUCCUAUAUUGUGAUGCAAUAAUUUAAUGUUCCUAUUCAUACUAUAGGGAGAAAAAAAUUAAUGCUUACAAAAGGGAUACAGUUUAGAAAGUUAUCAUGUUAUUUUGUCCAGAUAUAUUCCAUAAGAGAAUAUCUACUGGUAGCAUAAAUCUUCUACAAGGAUUUCUUAUACUCAUGCACCUAUAAGACAUCUAAAUAAUUGAAAAUAUUCCCUGCUAGGUUUAAAAUGAAGUAGUCU